Messenger RNA from Trematomus bernacchii (emerald rockcod), 2566 nucleotides. RefSeq names its product RIIa domain-containing protein 1 (gene riiad1). NCBI's taxonomy places the organism in Eukaryota, Metazoa, Chordata, Actinopteri, Perciformes, Nototheniidae. The transcript has 4 exons. The record is from RefSeq and is a predicted model, not a curated record. The coding region runs from base 1292 to 1561 and encodes 89 amino acids.
AGGGCUAAAAGUGAUUUAUUAUUUAGAUGUCUCUGCACUAAAAUAUAGUUUUAAGACCUGUGGUUAUAUGCUUCUAUCAAGCAUGGGAAAACUGUACACAUUGCACAGAGAGGAGGAGGGACAGAGUUGUUAUUCAGGCCCAGAGGCUCAUUUUAGCCUUGAGGCCCCAAAUAGCAGCUGAAUACAGCCAUGCUGGGAUACUGAACGUCAAAAAGCAUUUUUAAAUAGUUUUCAGUCUCAAUAUACUGAAGCUAGAACAGUUCCCUAAUCACCCAGCCUCUAAAAUGUUUUCUUCAUGCAAAAAUCCAUCUUAUAGGACUUAACUGGAAUGUGGUGUUAUACAUUUACAAAGUUGAAUGGUGGCUGUCAGUGUUGAAACUGCACUUCAGCUGCCAUGGUGUUUUACUGCAAUAUUACAGAAGAGUCAAAACAUGUAACUUUAAAAAAGGUCUAAGCUGACAUAACACUGCAGUUUUCACAUGAUGUAUUUCUGAAACCGAGAAGAAAAGAGAGAACAGUCACCCUAUAUCAGACAGAGAAGGUGCUUGAGCUUCCAAACAAGGAUUCAAUAGCACAAAUGAAUGUUGUCUUGAUGGACUACAAGUUAAAGACAUAUUAGAAAGACUGUCAAGAAACAAUACACACAUUGAAUAUAGCCUAGAUAUUUCUUAAUAUAGCAACAAGCUAAUAUGCAACAAUCCAGGCUAUAGAAGAGCUUUCUAUAGGGAGGGGGAUGUUGGCUAUUUUAGCAUAUCAUAAUUAUUUUUGCUAUAAAGUGAAUAGAUUACAUGUUUGUGUGAUGAUGGCUGAAGCCUGGUGUUGGCACACCGUGUAUCCCCAUGGUUGCUCAUGCUAUAAUGUUGAAUUGUGUAUAUUAACUGUGAUUGAUCAAAGUAAAAUGCAACCCAAAGUCCUUUAUACAAUACAAACCCCAAACCCCUCCUCCACACAGAAAGCGAUACAUUACUUUGUAGUUAAUAACACUCAUACAACAAUAAUUACAGCAUUUAUUAAUAAUAAAAUAAAAAUCCCAUAAAUCUUCAGCGAGGAUACAACAGUCCGUCCUUGUAUUGAAAAGUGUGUGUGACUGAAAACUCACACAUUUGCAGAAAUGUUAGUCUUUUUUUUGUCUUCUGCUGCCGCCUAGCGGACGCAGCCGUUAGUUGUUGGAGGUUGUUUCCAUAGUAACAGUUGUUAGCAGCAGCCAUGUCAGUAACAGGUGGACAGAUCUGAGCGUAACAUGGCUCCGGUCUGUAAGGUGAUACAUUAGACCAAUAUUUGUAGAGAAAAUAUGUCUGGAAAAGGGGAUUUAGCUAAACUGGACGUUGGUGUAUUAACUGCUGAUCAGCAGGAGAAACUUCGACAGUUCAAGAUCAAGACGAGAAUUAACAAUGAGAAGUAUUUGAGAUCACAUCCAGAAGUGGAGGUAUUGAUAGGUGACUUUUUAAGAGAUGUGCUUCUAAAAAGGCCUGCGGACAUCCGGGAUUUCGCUGCAGAUCACUUCACCAAUCCAGACCUUCAUGUGUUAAUCGGCUCCAAAAUGGAAGGAAACAUGGAGUGAAACACACCCAACAGUCACAGUGCUUCCCCUUUUUGCCUUCUCUGUACAGAGCAACACAUGUAUGGACUAAGACACAAAUACAUUUACGUCAGUCCACUUGAUAGCGUUAUUGUCCGAUUUCCCAUCAUACACAUGCAGGAAGCCAACAGAUGGGGAAGAUGCUAACUGUAUUUCCUAAUAAGAGUGAUUAAAAGGUUAAUGAGGAGAGGAUGUCCUGUGGGUCUCACACAUACAUUACACUGUGCUGUUGGCCACAUCACCAAUAUGAUUGUUCAAGGCUGCAUUUUGUGUUUACUGCUUUCAACCAUUAUUUCACCAGAACCAUCUACCAUGUGGCCCGCGUUGUGGGCACACAGCUGUUAUAGUCCGCAUUGAUCUGGAUAUGGGCCAGUCAAGACUGAUUUAUUUCAUGAUGAUGCUGCAGUUUUUGUCUUUCUAAUUUUUAAAACUGUCUUAAAGUCUUUCUCUUUUUUAAACAUAUGUUCGUGUUUGUGCCAUUGAAAGUAAGGAAAAGGAAAAGUUAUAGAUUGCCAAAAGACUAAAGAAGUGAACACUUUAUGGAAUUUUUCUUUCAGAUAAAUGUGUGUGUGUUCAAUUCAACUCCACCGUUUCACCUAAUCCUACUUCUACAACGACCUUAAUAUUCAAAUGUGCUCGGUUUCGGUUGUCACAGCUCUGUAUUCAGGAGCUUAUGUUUGCCCACUUGCUUUAUGGAUUGUGUAAAUAAAGCCUUUACCGUGCGGUUACCUUUCCUUUGUUUCCUUUAAACUCUUUAUAUGGUUGUUGUUUGUGGUUUUAUAAGUGUGUCCAUCUUUUCCUGCUUUCAUUUAAAAUAAUGUUUAAUCUGACGAAUUAUCAGAACAUCCAAUCAUACAACCUCCCAAAUAAAUGUACAAAUGUGCAUCUGAUCUCAACUCAAUCCUAUGUGAUCUAUUGUCGGCUUGUAGUGUCUGAUUUGUUCUGUUUUUUAAAACAUUAAAAUAGGAGCUGCAAUGUAGCUAUAAA